GUCAUCCUCGACGUCGACCAACACACUCCGACCACUCGACAGCCGACAUGGUCAACCUCCGCUCCCAAAAGCGCCUCGCCGCCUCCGUUGCCGGCGUUGGUAAGCGCAAGAUCUGGCUCGACCCCGCAGAGCAAUCCGAAAUUGGAAACGCCAACUCCCGCUCUCACAUUAAGAAGCUCAUCAAGGAUGGUCGCGUCAUCAUCAAGCCAACCGUCAUCCACUCCCGCGCUCGCACCCAGGACCUGCUCGCUGCCAAGAGGAAAGGCAGGCACACCGGUCCUGGUAAGAGGAAGGGUACCGCUGAGGCCCGUAUGCCCACCAAGGUGCUCUGGAUGAGGAGGCAACGUGUUCUCCGGCGGUUACUGAGGAAGUACCGGGAGGCAGGAAAGAUCGACAAGCAUCUUUACCACCAGCUCUACCAGAAGUCCAAGGGUAACGUUUUCAAGAAUAAGCGAGUACUCAUGGAGUACAUCCACCGUGCCAAGGCUGAGAAGAGCCGUACCAAGCUGCUCAACGACCAGGCCGAGGCUCGCCGUGUCAAGAACAAGGCGGCUCGCGAGCGUCGUGUGGCGAGGAUUGCGGAGAAGCGUGCGGAGAUGUUCUCUGUUGAGGAGACACCGGCCGCCCAGUAGGCAGUUAUUAUGCGUCAUGCCGUUUGUUUGUGCAGUUCACAUGCGGGGCGAACCUGUGUAUGCAAUACACGCCAUGGAAUCAUGCAUACUCUAUGAGGAACGUGAUAUAUUGGUGCGUGAGGC
Messenger RNA from Dacryopinax primogenitus, 755 nucleotides. RefSeq lists its product as uncharacterized. The record is from RefSeq and is a predicted model, not a curated record. Gene Ontology annotation, biological process: translation. Gene Ontology annotation, cellular component: cytosolic large ribosomal subunit; ribosome. The transcript is spliced from 4 exons. Lineage: Eukaryota; Fungi; Basidiomycota; Dacrymycetes; Dacrymycetales; Dacrymycetaceae. Gene Ontology annotation, molecular function: RNA binding; structural constituent of ribosome. The coding region runs from base 48 to 632 and encodes 194 amino acids.